AUGGAAGCAGUCCAUGACAGGUUGGAUCAAUACAAUGAAGAGGCACAACAGAGGCAGCCACAAACUUUGCCUAAUAUGCCUAGAAGAGCUAUUCAACCUAGAAGAGCAAGAGAGAUCAAUCACAUAGUAGAGAAUGACUAUUACAGUGAUGAUGAUCAUUCAUCCAGACGGAGUCGAAGGAGACCACGACAUACUAGAGAGGGCAGGGAUCGAGCUGAUGACAACUUAGGUGUUGGUUACCAACAAGAGGCGUUAAUGGAGCAUUCCAUUGAUACAUGGGAUGAGAUGAAGACAAUCAUGAGGAAGCGCUUUGUUCCCAGUCAUUACCACAGAGAGAUACACCAAAAGUUAAGGAGGUUAACUCAAGGGAGCAGAAGUGUGGAGGAAUACUAUCAAGAGAUGGAGACUCUUAUGAUAAGAGCGGAUGUAGAUGAGGAUAGAGAAGCAACCUCUUUUAGACUGCGAAAGUUGAUUUACUUGUAG
Messenger RNA from Microthlaspi erraticum, 483 nucleotides. The record is from the annotation of a GenBank genome assembly. Lineage: Eukaryota; Viridiplantae; Streptophyta; Magnoliopsida; Brassicales; Brassicaceae.